Messenger RNA from Fomitopsis serialis, 1620 nucleotides. Its product is annotated as FAD/NAD(P)-binding domain-containing protein. Gene Ontology annotation, cellular component: mitochondrial outer membrane. The record is from RefSeq and is a predicted model, not a curated record. The coding region runs from base 211 to 1536 and encodes 441 amino acids. The transcript has 10 exons. Lineage: Eukaryota; Fungi; Basidiomycota; Agaricomycetes; Polyporales; Fomitopsidaceae. Gene Ontology annotation, biological process: NAD+ metabolic process. Gene Ontology annotation, molecular function: FAD binding; kynurenine 3-monooxygenase activity; NAD(P)H oxidase H2O2-forming activity.
CUCUCCCAAACCGCAUGUGCGAUCACAGACAGACAUCAUAGGCCGUUGAAUUCCCCUCGGCUGCGACUUCUCGAACACCCAGGUACACGCUAGCGUCUGUCCGGGACCUUCGCACUGCACCGCGAAAGAGAUCCGGCCCUGCUUGGCGUGUUGACACCGGAAAGCAGACAGAGACUCUAGAGCCGUUGACGGUCUCCCCUUCGCCAGCUCAUGAUGUCCUCCGCUCAGCCAUCCGCACGCAAGGCUGUUGUUGUCGGCGCAGGGCCGGUGGGAUGUCUCGCCGCAAUUUCCCUCGCCAAAAUGGGUUGGACCGUCGAGAUCUACGAAGGUCGUCCAGACAUGCGUCUGCCUUCCUCGAAGGCAGCGGCCCAGCAACGCUCUAUUAACUUAGCGAUGUCCUCACGCGGGAUUGCCGCCAUCGAAGCCAUCCACCCGAGCGCGGCCGCACGCUUCCUCAAGGCUGUCAUUCCCAUGCGCGGCAGGAUGAUCCAUCAUGUUGGCUUGGCGCUACCCAAUAUUUCCGCGUUCUUCAAGCACAAAGUCAUAUCGCUAGACUUCGAUAAAGGCAUCAUGGUCGUCAGCAACAACACGGAUAAUGAGAACAGAGAAGUACCUUUCGACUUCUGCGUGGGUGCCGAUGGCGCCUACUCAAUCGUACGGCGCCAGUUGAUGAGGGUCGUACGCUGGCCGCCCAUGAGUUCCGGCGGCGAUCCAUCGUUCCUCCUUGACGCGAAUCACCUUCACAUAUGGCCGCGCCAUACCUUUAUGCUCAUAGCGCUACCGAACAAGGACAAAACGUUCACCUGCACGUUAUUCGCUCCCACCGCAGAAUUCGAUCGUCUGAACACACCCGAGACCAUCAUUCAGUUUUUCAAAGCCCACUUUCCGGACGCCUUGCCGCUGAUCGGCGAGCAGGCACUAUUGGAGGAUUUCAAACGAAACCCACGGAGCUCGCUCAUGUCGAUUAAGGCCCAGCCAUAUCAUUACAAGGAUCGUGUCGUAAUUAUCGGCGAUGCGGCUCACGCAAUGGUGCCGUUCUACGGCCAAGGUCUGAAUUGCGGGCUAGAAGACGUGCGAGUGCUCGACAUAAUUUUGCGCACAGCGCAAGUGAACCCUGCCGUUCAAGAGACGAAAGAAGACAAUCGUCUCCUGGAAGCACUAGCCCGUUACUCAGACAGCAGGCACGCAGACCUGGUAUCUAUUUGUGAGCUCGCCAUGGACAACUACGUGGAGAUGCGGCACUCUGUCGUGACACCUGCCUACCUCAUCCGCCAUGCGCUGGAUAAUAUUCUAUACUCCCUCACGGUGAGGGCAGCGACGCUCAGCGCUCUUAUCCCGUCUCUUUCUCGCGAGCCGUUUCCCUCCAAGUCUCCCGCAGGCUGGUUGCCUCUUUACACGAUGGUAACGUUUCGUCCCGACAUCAGUUACUCUACCGCGAGACACAGGUAUGCAGGGUGGGCAACUGCUGUGACGGGGCUAAGUGUCGCCGGCCUGGUCGCCGUAUCUGUCUGGCGCCGGCUGUAUAAUCGAGGGUAGUUGUAUUCCAAAUGGGCAUUUGGGUCCAAUUUCUAUCACGUACUGUCCAAUCACAAGGUCACCGCGGGAAGAACGCACCAAUGA